AUGGUCCUCCCACACAAUCUCUGCUCGCACAUCCAAAACGCGUUCCGCACGCGGCACCAGCGCAUCGCCGUACACCACAACACCCAAAACCUCGCCAUCCUCUCUAUCCUCCUCCGCAACGGCUUCCUCUCCAACGUCACCCGCGGCACCAUCAAGGCGCCGUCGCCCGACGACUUCCUCCUCGCCGGCGACGCGGAGAAGCGCAUAUGGGCGGAGCUCAAGUACCGCGAGGACCAGCCGGUGCUGACGGGCAUUGAGCUCGUCAGCAAGCCCAACAAGCCGGUGUUCAUGGACAGCAACGACAUCCGGCGACUGUGCACGGGACGGCACGUCCAGAACGUGAAGCCGCUGCGGAUGGGGGAGAUUGCGAUCGUGAAGACGCAGAGCCGGGAGCACCAGUGGGUGGAGGCACGGGAGGCGUUGGAGCUGAGGCUUCCGAGAGGAGAGGUGAUUUGUCGGGCAUGGUAG
Epithele typhae is the source of this 468-nucleotide messenger RNA. RefSeq names its product ribosomal protein S8. Gene Ontology annotation, biological process: translation. Bases 1 to 468 code for a protein of 155 amino acids. The transcript has a single exon. The record is from RefSeq and is a predicted model, not a curated record. Lineage: Eukaryota; Fungi; Basidiomycota; Agaricomycetes; Polyporales; Epitheliaceae. Gene Ontology annotation, molecular function: structural constituent of ribosome. Gene Ontology annotation, cellular component: ribosome.